CAGUUGAAAAUAUUCUACGUUGGCGAGAAGUCGUGAGCAACAGAAAUUUUGAAAGUAGUAGCAGAAGCAGCAAAAGCAGAGUUUGGCUGGCUGGCUGCUCUGUGAGAUUUUCAUCCAUUUUAGUGCCCACUCUGAGAACAAAAAUAAAUUCAGAAGAUUCUUUCAUAGAUUUUGUAAAGCGGGAAACUUUAAAAACAGAGACAUAAUCCGCAAGUGUUUUUUGUUUGGCGUUGUAUUUACAAAUUUUACAUUUAUUAUAAAAUCACAUACUUGUGUUGCUGACAUCGGUGGGGUCUGUCAGUGCUCCCAGCGGCGGUAGAAGCACAGAAUAUUAUAAUUUUUUUUAUAAGUUAUUGACAAAGUGCCCAGCGACAACGACGUUUAACGCCGUUGUUGGAACGGCUCGAUGAUGGCAUUGCCAAUGAACUCACUUUACUCCCUUACGUGGGGCGACUAUGGCUCGUCAUUGGUGACGGCCAUUCAACUUUUACGCUGUCACAACGACUUGGUGGACUGCACUUUAGCUGCUGGCGGGCGUAGUUUUCCAGCACACAAAAUUGUGUUGUGUGCAGCGUCUCCAUUUCUACUGGAACUGCUUAAGAAUACACCAUGCAAGCAUCCGGUGGUGAUGUUGGCCGGCGUCAAUGCCAACGACCUGGAAGCGUUGUUGGAGUUUGUUUAUCGCGGCGAAGUAAGCGUUGAUCACGCACAAUUGCCGUCGUUAUUGCAAGCCGCGCAAUGCCUGAAUAUACAGGGGUUGGCACCGCAAACUGUAACGAAAGAUGAUUACACUACACACUCGAUACAACUACAACAUAUGAUACCACAACAACAUCAUGACCAAGACCCAUUGAUUGCUACCAUUGCUACCGCACCACAACAAACCGUACAUGCACAUGUCGUCGAGGAUAUCCACCAAGCUGGCCAGAUUUUGCAAACGACUACCCACACUAACGCUGCCGGACAACAACAGACCAUUGUGACCGCUGAAUCGCCUAAGGAUGUCAUUCAACAAUUCUUGCCCGCACGUAAACGCAAGCCACGCGUCAAGAAAAUGUCGCCCACUGCACCCAAGGUCGCUAAAGUUGAUGGCAUGGAAACGAUUAUUGCUACACCGGCUACCGCCACUAAUGUCGUGCAACAUCAGGCCACACAGCAACAACAGCAGCAGCAACAACAGCAACAGCAGCAAUUGCAGGCACAACAACAAAGCAUCGAAAAUGGCAAUGAGACACAGAUUAUCAGCUCGACGCCGCACAUCAAAACUGAAGUGACCAAGGUGGAGACAAUUGUGACCAUGGACCCGAAUAUAACACCGAUAUCGACAGCGAACACCAGCGAGGUGAGCGCCGGCGGCACAACACCGGCCAGCAGCACGAAGACAGUCAAACGCACUAAGAGUGAAUCUCGUUCACGUUCACAAUCGGAACAACCGGCUACCUGUCCCAUUUGUUAUGCAGUCAUCAGACAGUCACGCAAUUUGCGACGUCACUUGGAGUUGCGGCAUUUCGCCAAGCCCGGCGUAAAGAAGGAAAAGAAAAUACCCACAGGCAAAAAGGUAGUCACCACAACGACUGGCGCAGGCACCAGUAAUGCGGCAGGCACAUCGACGAUCACCACAGCAGUUAGUACUAUACCGCAGGUGCAAUCGGUGCAAUCGUUACACACUUUGCACACCGUGCAGGUGAAAAAGGAUCCGGACGCGCAGAAUCAAGGCCAACAAACGAUGACAGUCACAACCACGACGGGUGGUGGUGGUGCUCAGCAACAGCAACAACAGCAGCAACAACAGCAAGUACAAGUGCAAGUGCAACAGGCAACAACGCAACAACAACAGGCACAACAGCAAAUACAACAUCAUCAAAUCAUCGAUCAAUCGGGCAACAUAACAACGGCCACCACAACAGCGGGCGGACAACAACAACAGCAACAACAAGCUGGUGGCCAAAUAGUUACGCAGACCGAGAAUACAGAUGGCACAACAUCGUUGUCGAUUGCACAGGUGCAAACGCUGCAGGGCCACCAAAUACUGGGCAAUAUUAAUCAGGUGAAUAUGAAUGAAUUUCAAACGCAUUCACAAUUGUAAAAUGGAUGAGAUAGAGAAGGAAGAGCAGAAUGAGGAAAGAGAAUCAAACAUAUAUUUCAAAAAUUAAAGGAAAACAAUUAAGCAAUACAACAACCAAUCCGACUAGCACUCAAGUCCCAAAUCACUAAUCUAACGGUGCUGAGUCCCUGAACAAAUACAAAGCAGAAACAAAAAAUAAGCCAGACAACAGACAAACGUAUAAAAAACGUAGACAACUUAGCAAUUUAAUACAGUGUGAAGCUAAAAUUAACCAAACGGUGACAGCAGAUAGCGAAAAAGUACACACGAAAACAUAUUUGCCAAACAACACGCCAAAAACAAGCAAAAAAAAAAAUAAUAAUAACAAAAACAAGCAAAUAAUUAUUAAAUAUUUUUUAGUAAAUUAACUAACAAACCUAAAUUAUUAGUUGAUUAUUCUUAUUUUUCACUAUUUGCGCAUAAGUUAGUGAGUUAGUGUGCGCUUCCCCAUUCUGUUGCAACUUUUACAUUUUGUAUAUACAAAAAGCGAGCAACUAUUUACGCCAAAAGUACAUGGAAGAAGAAAGAGAAGUAGAGAGAGAGGGCGGAUGGGGAGAGAGAAGAAAAAUAUACAGAGUGAUGCACUUUAUUGAACUUUACUCAAGUUUUGCUGCCUUAUUUUUCUGUGCUAUUACUUUAUUGCAUAUUUCGUGCAUUGAAUAACUGUUUAUUGUAUUUUUAUGCUACACAUAAAUUAUAAAUGGACAAAGUUGUUUUUAACUUAGCUUUGACAAAAUUAGUUUGUCGUAACACUAAAAAUUUAAUCAUACGAAAUUUAGUUGGUAUUUGUAAUAUAGAAAUCUUAAAAAAAAUUAAAUGGUUGUAAGUAGUAUUAAGCUGGUAGCUGGUACUAGGUACUGCAACUCCUUUAUCUUAACUACUAUUACUUUAAUCCUUUUUUUUAUUUUCAAGAUAGUGAAAAAAUGUGGUGGCAGGCGAAAAAGCAAAGGUUAAGUGCGCUUGCACGCUUAGCAUACAUUUUUUCCUAUCUAAAAUUUUCUUGCUUACCUACCACAUUAAUUUUGAAAUAAUUAUAAAAAAAAUAGUUUUUAU
Molecule: messenger RNA, 3157 nt
Organism: Anastrepha obliqua
Lineage: Eukaryota; Metazoa; Arthropoda; Insecta; Diptera; Tephritidae
Product: transcription factor GAGA
Exons: 7
Coding region: 407-2086 (559 amino acids)
Biological process (GO): regulation of transcription by RNA polymerase II
Cellular component (GO): nucleus
Molecular function (GO): protein binding
Source: RefSeq, a predicted model, not a curated record